AUGUCCUUCAGUGGACGCACUCCUGAAUCUCUACUCCCUCGAUCUGACUCGAAGAACCCCGCUACCACAUGCAGAGGCAUAACAUCCACAGGUCGGCCGUGUCGAAGAGCCCUAGCCGCCUCCCCCAAGACGUCUCCGGCGCCAUCACCAAUGAGAGGUGUAGGUGUUCUCGCAGUGUUGGAUGAACAGAAUGCGGCUGCGUUCUACUGUUGGCAACACAAAGACCAAGCCGAAGAGUUGGCGGCUACUCAACAACCUAAAACAACUCUAUAUCCGCUGAAAGAGAAAUCAAGUAUCGACACCCUGGUCGAGAGGGUUGGGAUAUUAGAUUUGGACGAAAGUGUCCCGGAGCGGAAACGACAUCGCCGACGGCACGAACCACAUAACGACCGUCCGACGAGACGUGAGACUCUUCCGGCUAGAUGGUCAGAUAUGCAGAGCCCGAUCAUGAAAGUACCCGAGAAUAUGGUGUAUCGGAGCCACCAUACACGUCCACCCCCGCCGCCACCACCACCGAGGUCGAAUGUCAAGUUAUCCUGGGCAUGCUGCAUCCAAGCGGCGGACGACGACGACGAUGAUGGCUACCCACCUCCUCGAACGCGUCGACCUCAAGAAAGAAAUCGCCCUUCGAGGCCUCCUCACCCGUCAAGUGGUGGCAAUGGGUACGUAUACACGAGACCAUCGAUGCGGCCAGAACAACCAGCACCUGCACCUGCACGACCAAGUAUGACCCAACGACAGGACAUGCCCAGACCACUCCACAACCUCCAGUCAUCUGCUACAUCACCUCGUCCAACCCUCACUUCGUCUCUUCCGUCCAAGACACACUCCGAAACAGGAGCGUUGUUGUCUCUCAUUCCAUCCACGCUCUCUCCACAGACCACGUCCCUGCUGCUCACGGAGUUAUCGCGCCCGAUAUCCCCGGCGGACGAGACAGGGUACAUCUACAUAUUCUGGCUCACACCUACGUCUGAGACCUCGAAACCGGACGACGAGGCAGCAUCUUCUUUACUCGACGAUGACGACCACAACGCCGGUCCAUCCGCGCGCUCGACCCAAGCUCUCCAGCGAUACGCGUCCGUCCGCCGCCGCGGCCCGCAAGGCCGCGUGCGGCGCACGAUGAUGCUCAAGAUCGGACGGGCCGAGAACGUGCACCGCCGCAUGACGCAGUGGACGAAGCAGUGCGGUCAGAACAUAACGCUUGUUCGAUACUAUCCUUACACACCAGGCCGUGCCUCGCCUCAGGCUCCAAGCGCCGUUGCCGAUCCUCGAUCAAGUGGCCUCGGUCUCCGGCAGGGCCAAGGGGAGAGGGAGGCGGAUAACAGAAAGGUCCCACACGUCCACCGCGUCGAGCGCCUCAUCCAUCUUGAACUCGCGGAGAAGCGAGUCGUCAAGGCCGAGUGCGAGGCCUGUGGUCGCAUGCACCAGGAGUGGUUCGAGAUCGAGGCCACGAGGGCUGGGUUAAAGGGCGUAGACGAGGUGAUUAGACGCUGGGUCGGGUGGGCUGAAAGACAGGGACGAUAA
Messenger RNA from Exophiala spinifera, 1524 nucleotides. RefSeq lists its product as uncharacterized. The transcript has a single exon. The record is from RefSeq and is a predicted model, not a curated record. Lineage: Eukaryota; Fungi; Ascomycota; Eurotiomycetes; Chaetothyriales; Herpotrichiellaceae. Bases 1 to 1524 code for a protein of 507 amino acids.